AUGGCAUCGGAUGACAUCGACGUUGCGUUAUCCUUCCAGCAGCUUUUGGCAUCCGACAUCAAACUCGGUGUCUCCCUCCCGGACAGACAUGCGAAUCACUCGCCAGUAUCGCCACGGAGCUCAAUUCGCUCAACGUCUCCGAGCUGAACUACCGGCACAUGCGAACGGUGGCCUUGUACGACAUUACGGAAAUCCGGAACCCGUAUGUCGUCCGUGCUCGUUCCCUCGCAUUCAUAUAGUGGAAUUUUGAUGAACCGAUCAAGUCGAACAUUCUUACGUUGCUCGGAAUGACUGAGAAGUUCAGGUUGGUUAACUGUCUCAGCCGAUGCAUUUCUGAUCCUCUUUUUUCAGAAAAUUGGUGCCUUACGUGGAAGAGUGUAUGAAAGAGACGACUAGCAGAGUGAUGAUGUGCGAGACGCACGAACCUUCAACCAAGAAAAGUGUAACCAGUUUUUGCUAUUUUUAAUAAUCUAAUUUAUUCUUGAAUUUGCCUUGUACCCGCUCUUGUACCCUUGUAAUACAGCUAUUAAAUAAUGCAACUAAUUAUAAACAUCUAUGACUCACCGUGCCUCUAUUUUUCCGCCUUCGAAGGUCUGAUAACCUGAAAUAUUGUUGCCUUGUCCUGAUUUUCCGUUUAUCUGCUAUUCAAAAUGAGCGGUUUCGUCGAUGCGGAGGAGGCGCCGAUCGUGAUUUUGUGAAAUCCAUCAUUUUAUCAUUUCCUAGCUGCCCACCAUUUCUCGUGAACUCCACCAUUUCUCGUAAUCCUCAUCACUUUCAUCUCGACUCCAACUUCUUAGAAACCAUCAGUAUUCCCGUUAGUUUUCGCACUCUUUUCCUGUCUUUUUCGUUUUCUCUUUUUUAUCGUCAUCAACCCCUUUUCCAGCAAUGGCCGGAUCUUCUGCUGCCACUGGCUCUCGCCAAGCGCCCGUUGAUCAUGACAAGCGCCCGUUGAUCGUCGUUGUCGGAAUGGCAGGGUCGGGGAAGACCACGUUCGUUCAAAAAAUGGCCGCCAGUUUGAAUGCUCAGCGAGCUGCUCCAUUCGUUGUGAACCUGGUGUAUGAUAAGACAGAUGAGGUUGGCGGGAAGAUUGAGAAGCUGAAAUGAAAUGGCCGUUUGCAGUUGAUCAGCAGGAUGAAUGAGCAGACUUACAACUCCGUUAUCGUGGACACUCCUGGAAGCAUCGAAGCAUUCGCAGAAGGCAGUCCGGGACUCAAAUUCAUUCAAUCUCUUUCGAUAAGUCACUCCGCCGUCCUCGUCUACUGCCUCAACUCCCAAAUGGUCAAAACGCCAACUUCGUUCCUCACCAACAUGUUGUACGCUUGCUCGGUGCUCACGCAUGCAAAACUCCCCGUAGUCAUUCUGUUCAACAAGGUGAAUCAUUCGUCUCUCAUUUUAACGCUUAUCAUCCACCUUUCAGGCUGAUCUUUUCGUCCCAUCGUACGCAAUUGAAUGGAUGGAGGAUUACGCCUUGAUGGGCAGAAAUCUGGAAGACGUGAGAAAUUCGGAGAGAUUGGUCGAGUUUUCGAGCAGAGCACUUGGCGAAGCCCUGUCUCAGUUGCCGAGUGGGUGCAAAAUGGCGUAUGCGAGUUCCAGGCAAGGAACAGGAUUCGCUGAAGUGUUCAAAGCGAUCGAAGAAGCUGCUAGCGAUCACGAGCACCUGUUCGUUCCGAAUCAGUUGAAGGCCGAAGAGAGCGAAGUGAAGGAGGGGUCGACAAGAAAGGCGGCGAAGCCAGCAUUCCGCAUUUACUCGGACAAAGAAGACGCUUUCCUGCUCCGCCGAUUACAAGAAGUGUCGGAAAAAGGCAAAAAGAUAAACAUCAUGUCCUUCUGCAGAAACCUAAAGUCGGAAGGUUUCAAUCGUGAGCCAGACUCGAUUAAAAGAAGGUACUAUACUUGAAGUUUGACUAAAUGUAAUAAUUUUCCAGACUGGCCGACUAUCUCCGAGAUAAAAUUGAAAAUAAUGGUUCUCUGGAUCUGGCUACGAAAUGCAGAAUGAUGUACUCGCCGAUCUCGGACGAUUUGAGAGCGGAGCUCGAGGAGCACGGCACGUUGAAGCACGACGACGAGAAAAAAACGAUUCAGUCGUACAAUGGACUCGGCCUGGAUCUGGUGGCGAACACGAAACGGCGCAAUGUGAACGACGACUCGUCGAUUGGUGAUGAGAAGAGAAGCCGCUAUUGCUGA
This is a messenger RNA of Caenorhabditis sp. 36 PRJEB53466, 2184 nucleotides long. The record is from the annotation of a GenBank genome assembly. Lineage: Eukaryota; Metazoa; Nematoda; Chromadorea; Rhabditida; Rhabditidae.